GCCUGGGCUUGCUACGAAAGAAACAUGACGACGAUGUUAGAGUUAUUUAUUGUGGUGUUGAAGUGUUAAGUUGUUUGAGGAAUCUUGCCUUUGUCACGAUGAAUAAGGGCGGACCUGGAGCAAGAAGACCUAAGACAGGCCCAAGAGGUCAUCCUCCACCAGGAGACUUCAUAGCCCUUGGGAACAGAGGUUCCAGAACCUCAGAAAGUGAACUUAAGCCUCUACAGCCACUGAAACCUCUCCAGCCACUGAAACCAUCACAAGCUCUGCCUCCAAAGAAACCAGUUGGUUCGUCUGUGUCUGACAGGAAGAGAGAACCCUCUAGUAUUCUUACUCCCCUGGGUGGAGCUAAGAGGCCAAAGCUGUCAUCUCCCACAUAUCCUCCUCAUUCAUUUAAAGGAGGAGAUGGAGAGACCAGCAAGAGACCUGGAACUAGUGUCCAAUAUAUGUCACAUGGGCAAGUUACACCUAUAGAAGUGAGUGCAUUAGAGCUUGAAGAUCAGGUCCUUGAUGCAGAUGCGAGUGGUAACAAAUCAAGAGUAGAUGCUCUUUUAUUAGGGGCCAUAAAGAAUCUAAAAUCAAACAAAGCCAAACCAGAUCAACUGAUGAUCAUGAAUCUGAUGUAUCUGGCAAAGAGCAGGCCUGAAUAUUUUCUCUCCAAUAGAAUUGUCGAGGCACUCACAAGCAUCUUAAAGCGUGAGGGUGGCUCCUUGAAUAUUAAACCAAACAAAGGAUCAAAUGCUUCAGUACCAAUGAUGGCAUGUAACAUCCUGCUUUAUGCCUUCCAAGAGGAAGAUGACUGGCCAGAGUCAUUUGUGAAAGUUUAUGUUGAAGAUGCUUUAGGAGACAGGGUCUGGGUCGACAAUGAAUAUUGCCGCAGUUUUGUUGAGAACAUAUGGACAGCAUUUGGGACUAGAACUGUGCCACGAACACUGUCACGGCAACAUAGUGAUCCCACUGGAAAGCAAAUGACAUCUGAACAGACUGCUGCUGGAGGGACAAAAGAUGAGGAAGAAGUUGUUGAGGAAAUGGAAACAUCAACAUCACUUGAAGAGGAUGAUAUUCCAGUUAUUUCAAGGUUUAUGUCACCAUCUGUCGAGCACAAUAUCCGCACAUACAUUCUAGAAUUAGUUCAAGAUCAGUUAACAAGACGGCAAACACUGGAUAGUGUCACACGUAACCUUCUAAAGCUGCUGACAGUAACUUGUGGCUACAAUCAUAUCCGAUUGUUGGUGUCUCAGAGGUUAGAGAUGUGGCUGCAGAAUCCCAAGUUAACUCGUCCAGCUCAAGAGCUGCUGAUGUCUCUUGCACUGAACUGUAACACACACAGUAAUGAAGAUGUUGAAGUGAUAAGUAACUUGGUCAGAAUGAGACUGAAGACAAAACCGCUGGCAAACCACUACAUUAACUGUAUCAAAGAGUUAGCCAACCAGCAUACAGAGAAUUUAGGAACAGUGUUGAAGCAUGUAAUAUACAAUGAACUGUCCAAUGCUCGCAAUCCUAACAACAUGGUUUUGCUUAGUACUCUGUUCCAGAGCAACCAAGAGAAGGCGGCGAAGUUGCUGGCUAUGGUGUUUCAAGACUUACUUACCAACAAAGAAGAUUAUUUAAGAGCCUCACGGGCCUUGUUGAGAGAAGUUGUCAGAGCCCUCAGACAUGAUAUAGACUUUGUGGCAUUGUGUCGUGGAUUCAUGAAGGAAAGAACGGAGACUCAGUUCAGGGAUCUGGAUGCUGUCAUCAAGGAACGCAUGCUACUUUCCCUGGCAGAUCUUAUCACUAUGGCAACUUUCCUCAGUAUAACGCCCACUGUCAAGGAAUCAUUCAACAGUACAUCUGCACGAGGGGAAAAGAGAGAUGCAUCAGUACUCGAGGAGUUUCAAAAGUCUGUGUCCACAAUCCAGCGUGACGCUGUUUGGUGGUUGCAUAUUGUAGUCCCUAAAAUGUUCACUCCAAGUGGAAAGGAUUUCUUAUCAUGUAUGAAUAAAGUGCUCUUCCUUGAUUCUGCUGAGAGCUACACUGGAAAAGACAACUGGCCCCCAGAUAAUGACAGAAGUUUGUUGCUGAGUAUUGUCAGUGAAGUUCCUGUACAAGAAGAUACAUUGAUGAGGACCAUUAUCAUAGGCCUCUCUAAUGAGCUGCCACUAACACCAACUGAGACCCUGGAGAUAGCAGAUUCAUUGGUCAGGAGAGUUGCUGCAAUCAAGCUGCCAUCUUCCUGGAUGCAAGGAUCACAGUCUGGAGACACAUCUCUAUCUGUGAAUCGUGUGGAGCUCUUGGAUGCUGUUCUUAAUCUUUGUGCCUAUCACCAUCCAAAGGACAUCAUUCUUCCCUCAGGAUAUGCUGCUCCAAAAUUAGCAAUUGCUAAUCUCUACUGGAAAGCUUGGAUCUUACUUGCCAUAGUAGCUUCUCUCAAUCCAUCUUCAAUAGGCCAAUCUGGAUGGGAUAACUUCCCGAUGCUCAAAUGCCUGAUGGAAAUAUUGAUGACAAACAACUUUGCAUUUCCACCACCAACUGCUGCUCUGACAAGCGAAGAAAAGGACGAGAUUCUCUCUCAAGAACUUCAGCUGGCACAGGCAGAGAAAGAAGAAAUCUUAUUGUUUGAGUCGCACUUGGCUGCAGCCACAACCAAAGUGGCCAUUACGGAAAGUAACAGCCUGUUACUGAGUCAGCUGAUCAGCAUGGACCCUGUAGGACCUGCUCGACGUCCCCCGCAGAGUGUCAUUGACCAGCUAAAAGCAACAAACAAGAGUCUCAAACUUGGUCAGAUGUUAUGCCGCAGUCGCUCGCCUGAUUUUUUGUUGGAAAUCAUCCAAAGACAGGGUGCAUCACAGAGUAUGCCAUGGCUGGCAGAGCUUGUUCAAUCCUCAGAGGGUUCACUGGAUGUCCUUCCAGUUCAAUGUCUGUGUGAAUUUUUGCUCCUGGAAAAAACAGGCGAGAACAACAAAGAACAAGAUGAAGGUCCUAGCAAAGAAGUGCAAGAUAAGAGAGUUGAUAUACAGCGUCACGUCUUAGGACGCCUAAGAUCACUAUUGUUUGGCUCUGAAGCUGAUGCCGACUCCACAGGAGAAGUUUUGGAAUAUUUCAUGAGAAGAUUGUCAUCUGUACAAACAGCAGAAAGAGAUUCAGCAGUUAAGGGCUUGGAGCUAGUUCUAUCCCAAGAUUCAAUUAAAGUGGGAGAUCACGUGACGGUGGUGUGUGAGGAGGAGUUGGAGGGUGAUGCCAUGAUUACCACCAUGGAAGAAUUGUUCUCGCCGCCAUUUCCUACAGCCAGCACAAUGACCAAGACUUACAAAUGGCUGUUGGUGAAUUUACCCAGUCUGCCGCACUUUGAAACUGUCAGAGCCACCUGCUGUUUUGCUUUGAGACAGUCAUGUCAAGUUGAGAUUAUCUCUGAGAGAACAAAAGCAUAUCUGAUGUUCCUGGCCGAGCAUUGCACUGACAAUGGCGAGGAAGAGUUCUUAGCCACAGUUAUUGACAUUGCACAGUUGAUAAUCGAGCGGCCGACCAUCAUGACUCCAGUACUUGGAGAAGGCCGCACUGGACAAGAAACUUACCAAGCACUAUUGAGGCUGUAUACCAUUGCCUUACAACAAGCCAUUGAUAUGCAAGAAGGGAGCUUCUCUUGGCAGGAAACACAAGACCAGUUGUUUGUGCAGUGGUCCAAGGACACAGAGUAUUCUGGGAAGGCAGCCACUCUACACGUGUUGGUAAUCCAUGCUAUGAUUGUGUUACUGACCUAUGGAGAACCCCAAGGAGAUGUAAGUCUGUACACGACUUUACUGAACGCCUGGUGCCCUGAAUAUGGACAGGUCAAGGUCUAUCUGACAGACACGGGCGAGGAGGCCAUUCUGCUGCAAGAGUGGCUCAGACUGCGCAUGAUCAGGUCCCAGGUCUCCAGAGUGGUUGAUGCCGCUUUAAGUGAGUUGGUGCCAUCGCAGCUUGUGCUGUUUGCUCAGUCGUUUGGAAUCCCAGUCAGUAGCAUGAGCAAGCUUCUUCAACAGCUGGACAAAGCGACUGAGGAGGACCCUGUCGGUAUAGAAGAAGCUGUGCUGGAUAAAGGUUAUAUGGUGCAGCUUGUUGAGGUUCAACAACUUCGUGGAGCUAAAGGUGGGGAUUUGUUUUGCUGUUUACUGACCGGAGAAACACCAGAAAAGAAAGACAACAGUAAUUUGGCAGCGCUCGAUGGCGGAAUCACUCCAUUACCGUUGGCUGCUCUGCCAGAGAUACCACACGCUAAAGACGAAGACAUGAGUAGCGACGAAUCUUUUACCAACAAGCAGAUUGCAGAUGAGGUGUUCAAGAUUUUUCUGUCACCCGAGAGCGAAAGUUCAAAAGAACAUUACAGCAUUGAAACUCGUGUUAAAAAGAUACUGACCAAAGAUCUGAUUAACUCAAACCGAGGGGAAAUUCCAGAGGACUCACUCGCGGAACAAAUCAUGCACAAGUUCAUCGCAGUUUUGGAUUCUGAUGAUAGCCAGAGAUUAUUGGAUGGAAUGUUGAAUAAGACAGCUCUAUCUUGUUCCAUUCUAAGGCUUUUAAGAUCUAGACAGAUGGCAUUGACAAGGAAGGGAAUUCACUGUAGUUUUUUUGACACCAUCAGUAAAUUGUCGCGCCACAGUCUUACAGAUGGGCCACUAAGUGCUGCUGUUUCACAGUACAAGAAACAAUUAGGAAUUAAAGAACAGUCACAACCAUCUGGAAAUGUCCUCGAACAAAUUGCGUCAAAUGCAAAGGCUGAUUAUGCUUCUCUGGUCAAAAGGUUUCUGUCUGCAUGUAAACAUCGCACGGUGAAGCCAGAUUCUAUCAAUGAAGAGAUGGCAGUCAAAGCUUGUUUGAAACUUAAAGAAGCGAACUCUCCGCUCUACGAGGAUUUCAUUAAGGCCAUCACCAAAACGCUUAUUUCAAGUAGAAUUAAGAAAGAUUCCGAUUCGAAUACGGCGGUAUGGACACCGCAGCAGUCUCUACCCUUGAAGACAUGCUCAAAAAUCCUCGUCAAGCUUCUUGAAGAGUCCGAUGGAACAGACUCGUCCCGUGACCAUUUGUCUAACGGGCUGUUAGUGGACUGGUACGAGAUAGUGGAUCCGGAAAUUGUCCAUGUUCACCCUCUGUUGCAGCGGCAGCUUCUGUUCCAGGACAGAGAGAGCAUGCCCAGCGGGGACAGGUCGCUGACUGGUCACGAGGAGCGCUCGCCAUCCAAAUAUCUCUUGAGUUUGCUAGCGCAUCAGGCAUGCUGGGAAACUUUGCAGGACUGCUUGGAUUGGCUAUUGGGUCAAAAUGACAGAGGAAACAGGCUAAAUCCAACAACUGCUUUGGAUUUUGUGUGGACCUGCUUCCAUUGUCCUCGACUCUGGCAAGGCAGAGAUCAAAAGUCUACCGCUGUGGGCAGUCAAGGAACCAAUUCUGCGGUUUUUGAAAAGCCAGUCCUUGAUUUGAGCCCAGCCCAGGUCUCCUCGCUUACGGGUUUCAUUUUGUCCGAGCUUUCUUCUUGCGUUGAGGAAUGGUGCGAAAGAAAAGGUCCCAGGUACAAGCGUUUCCUUGAAGAAAUAAAAGAUGGAAACCAGGUUAUGUCGGAAGAAAUCAGGGAGGAAGUUGAGCAAUUUGCAGCGAAAGUGUUAGGGAGUAGACUUCAGUUGAUCACACUCUGUUGCCAUGGUGAUAAGAAGAAGUUUCAAUCUGCGGUCAGUUGUGCUUUGAACAGCUCCAGGUGGUCGAAAUGGUUCACAGGUCAGUUUUUGGUUCAACUUUACCUCGCUCAGCCAAGGGUGAUGAGACAUGUCAAGAAUUUCCGGUCCUUGACAACUUCCGGUGUCGUUAGUCAGUCACGCUAUUGUCAGUUGGAUGUCCUGUGCCACCGUGUGUUGUCGAGUCUGGCUGAAUCGAAGCCUGGUAAGGAGUACGAAGACAGAGCUUACAACUCAAGUCUACUAUUGAAGAAACUGGCUUGUGAACAUCCCAUGCUUUUACUAAGGCAUCUGCCCAUGAUUGCGGCACAGCUCAGAGGCCGUGUGCAUCUAAAGCAUAAGGAGUUUAUCAAUCAGCAACAUCUCCUCGUCUUCUCACACAUCUUGGGAGUUCUGGAUCUUCUAAGACCGCAUAUCUUCAGAUAUGACAAGCUCAUUCAAGAAGGCUUGAGGGACACCUUACAAGCCUACUUUGGCCUUAUUCAGGGUGAGUGUCUUCACCACAAAGAGCUGGCCGCGGUUGUUACAAAGUUGAUGCCUUUUCUUCAGCAUUUCUGUGCAGAAUGUCCUGAUCAAGCUUCUACAGUUCUUCAGAAGAGAGUCUCAAUGUUCCAGGACCUGUUACAAGAGUUCCCUGCCCUCCCCUCCCUUCAAAGUGUAGUGAGCGCCAUCUCACUUUCCUCGAGCCCGCACUCAGAUGACCCCUUGACCCACGUCAGCGUUACUCUAGGACCAUCAUCGGAAGGAGCUCCAUCAAGUACACAACUUAAGGUCCGGUCUGUUAUUACACCACCUGAGAGCAUCUCGUGGUCAUCAGCACAGCUCGCUCCUUUUGUACAGCGGCUUUCUCCUGGACAGCCCCUUGAUGAUGUGUUAAAGGUUCUUGGUGACUUGGAUGAAACGUCUAAAAGAAGAGUAGACAUUUUGGAUCAUUUUGUGCCUCAUCUGGUUCGACUUCUCUCUGAUGCAACGAGUACCUGUCGGACCCAGGCGCACACUCUACUACUGCGGCACAUUCGGCAGAGCCCAGGGACGGCUGUUAAGUUUGUAGAGACAUACAUGGAUUGUCUUAAUUCAACGGAGCCGGACGUGAUUUUGACGGCCUCAAAAUUCCUGCCCGAAUUUAUUGUCCUGUGUAACGAACACUCCGACUCGUUACUUCAAAAGAUGUUUUCUCUAGCUGUUUAUGAAGCUCACGAUGUUGGAAUUCCCUUGUUAAAAAGUAUACAGCUGCUGAACUUACAUUAACGUGGCAUCUCCUCCGCCAAACUGCGACUAAGAACAAUUUGUAAUUUUACAGUUUUUAGUCGUCACGCUGUUUUCCCAUCAAAGGACUUCUAUUGGCAAACCCUGAGAGUUGAACACUCCUGUGAUCUGUUCUUCUAAAGACUGAUCCUAUUGUAAAUUCUCCUUUUAAUUUCAACACAAUUACCUUUCAGAAAACUGGACUUGAGAAGUAAGAAAGUGAAGAUAAACAGAAAAUGUUGUCUCUAUUAUUGAACAAAUUCUCAAGACCAGCCAAGAAAUCAAUGUAUCGUUAUUAAUUGGAUGAAUUUGCAUUAGCAUCUUGAAAAUAAAAAAUGUUAUCGAUUAUGUAGCAGAGCAAUAUCAUUCCAGCUGGCCCCUUGCACUGAAACAGAGUUUUGACUGACGGACGAGUUUGCUACUGUAAUGAUAAUUUUAGAAGAAUUGUAUCCUCGUGUAGUCUCGCUGUGGGUAUUUACACUCGACUGCGUCUCGCCAAAUUACGAACCAAACUCGCGUCGAAGCGUACCAAAAAGGUACAAUUAGUUAUGGAUUUUGGUCACUAUUUCUCUAACGUGAUUUAAUGUAAUCUUGAUUUUUAACCAGACCCCGUUAAUGUAAGCACUAAGAUAGUGUGAGUUGAUUUUAUAAGACUUACGAACACCGUCCAACACCCUUAAGCGCUGUCACCCCUGCUGUCGCGUUUUCAUUUUGUUAUGUUAGCAUCCAAACACCCACAGCUUGAGACUUCAGCUUAUGAAAAUACUGAAAAACACAAUUACAAAAAACAAGAAAACAAACUGUGAAAGCCAAAAGCAAUUGUGUUAUUUCGGGGGUGGACAACUUUGCUCCUGCAGUUUUUUUGUUUGGUUUUGUUUUUGUGUUUUUUUUUUGUUUAUAUCUCCUACUUUGCCGAGAAUCUUAUCAAGCUGCACAUCCCAGUUCAAACUUAUUUUUCUCAUGUCUAAGUGGCCUUGGACACAAAUUUUUUUAAUACUUUUAGAAACGUUUAAUUCUGUGCGAAGUACCGUGACAAGAGCGGAUUCAAUUAAUUAACGCGCAAAUUUCUUUCGAAUUAAAAGGUCAAAUUGCGCGUGUGUAGGCGUCUUAGAAGUGUGUUGUUUAGACUAGUUUUAUUGUGUCAUAGGACUGUUGUGUUCGUGUGAAAGGUGAUAUUAGGUUACACAAGAAAUCGCCUUUCUGUGCGAUUAUCGUACAACUGUCGUUGGUCUUUUUCAUUAGUUGAUGAGAAAAUGCCAUACAUAUAAUGAUCAAAGAGUCUUUGGAAAAUCUUUUUUUAAAGUGGGCAUGAAAUAGUAACCUCACGGAC
Messenger RNA from Pocillopora verrucosa, 8256 nucleotides. RefSeq names its product integrator complex subunit 1. Gene Ontology annotation, biological process: U2 snRNA 3'-end processing. The record is from RefSeq and is a predicted model, not a curated record. Gene Ontology annotation, cellular component: integrator complex. Lineage: Eukaryota; Metazoa; Cnidaria; Anthozoa; Scleractinia; Pocilloporidae.